Molecule: messenger RNA, 896 nt
Organism: Drosophila ananassae
Lineage: Eukaryota; Metazoa; Arthropoda; Insecta; Diptera; Drosophilidae
Exons: 1
Coding region: 273-845 (190 amino acids)
Source: RefSeq, a predicted model, not a curated record
CGAGUCCCUGAGCCAGCUGUCAGUCAAAUCUGGCAAGGAGAUGGGCCCAAAACAUUCUAACUAACACAAAAUUUGCCGUGCUCGCCGUCCAAGCCGCUUAAGUUUAAAUUAAACACUCAACUAGACAACAAAGCCAUUAAAACAAAGCCUUAAAAAAUAGCCUCAAAGAAAUAUGUAUUAGAAGUGAAGUUUAAAGAACAAAAAAAAAACGGCGAAAAAGGAUUCAGGAGCUGGAGGUGGAUGAGGAAGGGGAAGAGGAGCCACAGUGAAAUAUGCUUCUGAUGGACGCCCUCUUUAACAGUCUGCUGGUGGUGAGCUCCGGCUAUGCCAUGUACACCCUGCGCCCCCUGGAGACGCCCUACGGAUAUGCCGCCGCCGCCCUCAGUCUGGUCCAUGGGCUGUUGGGCGUGGCCCGAGCCGCCAGCAACGACGAUGACGAGUGCAAUCGAUUGCGUUUAAUCACAUCCGGUAUCAUGGAGAUCGUUCCGCUGCCACUGACCAACAUCGAACUGUAUCUGAAGUCGACCAACCCGGGCCUGGCGCUGGCCCAUGGCUGUUUUGUGGUGCCGCUGGCCUACGAUCUGAUGGCCAAAAUGGGUGACAACGAGGACACCUCCACCGAGACCCUCAAGGAGCUGACCCUGCUGGGGAAUGUCGUCUCCAUGCUCUUCCUGGGCGUGAACCAGCUGAGCAACAUGUACGGCGGCAUGGCGGCCAUCGCCUUCGCGGCCCGCUACGGCUCCGUCAUCCUUGACUACUACUGGGAGGGCCUCGGCUCCGACUUCAAUCUCCUGGCCCACUCCAUGUUCAUUGUCCUGAUGACGAUGACCCUCUCGGCCAAAUAGUUGCUCACUUUCCAAAAUAAACUACUCCAAAAGUGGCUCUUUCAAAGGUUU